Messenger RNA from Effrenium voratum, 1839 nucleotides. Lineage: Eukaryota; Dinophyceae; Suessiales; Symbiodiniaceae. The record is from the annotation of a GenBank genome assembly.
GCUGGGUUAUCUAGGUUCAGAUUCACAUCAUGCGUGCCUUUGGGCGUCGCGCCGCUGCACCAGCUGAGCCGCAAUGUCCGGUGCUGCCCUUGAGGGAUGCACGGGUGACGCCAACGCCGUUUUCGGCGCAAACUUCCGCGACGUCUCACGAGAACACUGUGACCUGGUGCUUCGAUGCAGAGCUCGUCUGGCCUUUGAUGGGCUUCUAUGCAGAGCAUUCCAUUCCUGUGCUGGUGAAUUCGGUGAGCACGCAGCCUUUCAGGGGUUUUGAAAGCACGUGCCUGAUGGUGACAGGAGAGGUCCAGAGAUCGCGUUUGAAGCCGCGCGAAGCGAAUGCCGCACCCAUGCCAGUGGUCCUCACGCUUGCUCCCCGCGGAGAUGCGUCCAGUGAGUUUUAUGUGGUUGGUGUACAAGGAAGCAGCAGCUUGAAUCGGUGCAGCAAGGAAGCAUGGCUGGCUGUUCGGGCAGAUGGCCUUCCCUUCACACCAGCUUUGGGCGGUGCCCUGCAGCCUGGAGCCGUGCUGCUGCUGCAGCGGCCCGAGCGCGUCUACGUGCUGCGGAGCCCGGAGGAGCAGCUGAGCCGCUUGCUGAUGGACCUGGCCCAGAGGCGCGGGCUGCGGCUCUUCGCGGCGCCGGCGGGCUACGGGGCGGUGGCGCUGCUGGGCGAGGCGCGGCUCGCGGAAGGCCUGCCGGAGCUGCGGGCGCAGAUCCAGCAGCAGUUCUCCAUCGUCCUAGCGCACUGCGAGCCCAUACCCACCGUCAAGGCGAGCGAGGCGAUCUUGCGUCGUUUGAUCGCCUCGGGCGCCCGCCACGUGCUGUGCCAAGACGCAUGGCAGUCGGUGGAGUUUCCGUAUCGCCUCUUCCACUCGCAGGCGCUUUCGACGGACGCGCGGAGAUCCUCGAGGGUGCCCUGUGUGGAUGUGGCCUGCACUCAGGUGAAGGCCUCUGCAAAGGUGGUGGCCCAGCUCGCCUUCUCCCCCGCAGUUCGGCUCACUCAGCCCUUGGCGCCCUUCCUCGCCCGCGCCGAGGAGGCCCCAGAUCUGGCUGGGGACUUUCGUCUGGAGGGCGGACGAGCUGUGCGGCGCCCAACCAUCCACGUGCUGCCGCGGCUGACCCCAGCAGAGAUCUCCCACAUUUGGGUCGGGCACAUGCCCCCAGCCGCGCAUCUCCCGGAAGAGUUGCGAUCCAAAGAGCACUUCGCCGAGUACUGGCGCUUGAUCCACGGCAUGACUUUGCCCUCGCACCCCACGGCUUUCGCACGCGUAGAGUUUGGGGCCAAUUGCAGGGAGGCGAAUUUGGUGCUCACGUACCCGGUGGUCUGCCUCUGGCGCACUCCUUGGACGGAGCAGCCGGCACUGAGCAGACAACAUGGGCCCAACAUCCUGCGGCAGGUUUAUCCUUUGCAUCUCCAGCGGUGUUGUGCGAUUGAGGUGGUGCAGAGUCUCGAGAAAUCCAGCUGGGCGCGCUCUACGGUGUCCUAUGCCGAAGAUGCGGAUCCCCUGUGCUUGCAUUUGCCGGCCAAGCCCGCCUCGCCAUUGAAGCCUAAGCUGGAGAGAGCGGAGACGAGAUCGCACCAGCAAAGCCAUGGGAGUAGCACUCAACACACCAAAACAGAUGUGUCGAAGCAAGAAGACGGGCAGAGCGGAAAGCGCCGCUUGAUCUUGCCUGUCUUGCCAGUAUCAAGCCAGCCGGCGAAGCGACGCCGCUGAUUCAUGUCAUGGCCAAAGGCCGCGGAUGUGUUGUGCAAUCCGAAUUUAGGGCAAGCCGCACGGGCAAGUGCAAAAGCAUCCGACGGAGAUGUGUGCAGAGCAUCGGCUUUCGGGUGCGAAAGCGUCAUUG